Molecule: messenger RNA, 10187 nt
Organism: Macrobrachium nipponense
Lineage: Eukaryota; Metazoa; Arthropoda; Malacostraca; Decapoda; Palaemonidae
Exons: 4
Coding region: 39-3428 (1129 amino acids)
Cellular component (GO): nucleus; chromocenter
Molecular function (GO): chromatin binding
Source: RefSeq, a predicted model, not a curated record
GACAAUAUAAUGAAUCACAAGGGUCCAUAAUAUCCAACAUGAACGAAAACAUAAGAAAAAUCUUCGUGGCUGUGGCCUCUGCGAAGGUCCUCUCGCAAACAUGGCGAGAGAAGAAAAGGAAGAAAAUGGACGACAAUCAUGGCAGUAUUGAUAUAUGUAGAGGCCAAGAAAUCGUCGUCCUAGUCGAGGAAGCCCAACGAGACCUGAUAUUAGUGACCUACAAUCAUGGCACUCAAGUUUUCCAGGGUGUUUUACUCGAUUCUUCGAAAGGGCAACUCCCGUGUGGUAUAUACCCUCCUGGGGGUGAGUUUCCUCCAAAACCACCACCUGACCUGAGUGUAACUGACAAUGAUGAUAAACUUUAUUCAGUCAAGCAAAGACACACUUAUUUCCAGCAAGAUGGAACACUACCAGAAGGAAAUUCUAAAGAUAAAAAGGGCGUACAACUUAGAAAGUCAAUUUCACUCACACAGCGUUUCAAAAAUUCAAGAAUGACAGUGCGACUAAGACCAAGACAAGUGUUGUGUUCAAAAUGUCAGUCAAUCUGUAAUGAGAAAUCUGAAAAUGUUAGUGGAGCAAAAGGGCAAAGGGCAACGGAGCCCCCAACUGCUGCUAAAAAUUCUAAUGAAAAUUCACGAGGGAACACCAGGAGCGCACGAGAUAGGGGUAAUCAGGAACAGCAAGAGUCUAAUUCAUCUCACAGUAGGAGGUCGGAAAGAUCGCCUCAAAAAAGUGUUAUGCUAGUCCCAAAAUUAGUUAAAUUAAAACCUAGUGAAAUUGAAGCAGCCACAAACAGAAGAAGUCCAUCCACGCGAGGUACCCGCAGUGAUUCAGAUUCCUGUGAUAAUGAAUCGAAUAUGGGUGUGAUUUCAAAUUCGGCAUAUUCCGUUUUAGAGAAUAAUAAUUCAAGCGAGGGUAAGGUUCCAAAACUGAAACUUUCUACAAACAUAUGUACAGCAUCAGAAUCUCAGGAAGGUAAGAAAAAAGGUCGUAUUCCCAAAAUGACCAUAUCGACCCUUGCCAUAUCACCUCCAAGACACGAAGCUUCCAAAGACAGUGAUAAGGUAAGUGAUGCAAAAAAUUUAAGCAUACCAAAAAUGAUAUUAUCGACAAGUGGAAUAGUUUCAGAAUAUGUCGGUGAUAAAAAAGAUAAAGAGAAUACUAAAAUUAGGAAAGAAAGUGGUGACUCACGUACAGAUGCCAAGGAAUUAAGGUUAAGGUCAGGUAACAUACACAAGCUGACAAUAACAGCAGCAGGACAAGGUUACAGUGAGUCAUUAAAUGAUCGCUUAUCCCCUAUUCCAAAAUUAACUAUAUUACCCGUAGUGCAAAAGAAAGAAGUUCAGGAAGACAAAGAAGCAUCUGAAAUGAAGCAUAGCAAAGUGGUGAAGAGCCAUUCUGAGGAAAUUCCAUCAGAGAAGAUGAGUCUAAGGAAAAAACGUUCCCUUGGUUCAAUGGAAGAUUUGUGGGAUGAAAGUGUAUUUGAUGAAACCGCUAAAAAACACAGAAGAGAGGAUUCUGAAGAGGAGAAAUCACAAGAGGCAGUUAAGCAGGGGUGUGAGGAAAAGGAAUCUUUAGAAGGAGAAAAACCAAAAUCAACACCUGUACUAAAAAUUUCUUUUGGUCCCGAAGGAAAGGGUACUGUAUUAAAAAUACCCUCAAAGAGUACUGUUGUUAGCUUGAGUACACCUGAAGUAGAGACAGAAGAAGAAAUUUCAAAGAAAUCAAAAGACAUGAGUGCCAAAGCAGCAAGAAAAGCCCUUAAGAAAGCCAAAAAAGAAGCCCAGAGAAAGGCUAUGAUGGGGAAUGCAUCGCCUGCAUCAGUUAUGGGUGGAAUGUCUCCAAGAUUUGGUGGCAUGUCUCCUCUGAGGCUAGGGGGUGUGUCUCCAGCAAGAUUAGGUGGAUUUUCUCCAGCUAGAUUUGGGGGAACUUCUCCAGCAAGAUUUGGGGGCAUGUCUCCUGCUCGAGCAGCAGCUGUAGACCUAUCAACACGCGAUUUACCAACUAAAAAGCACAAACAUAAAGUGAAGCACAAAAAGAAGCACAAAGAUGAGCGUCGACAUAAGUCCCAAGAAGACACCAAAGUCCCGGUUGAUGUCAAGGGCGAAAAUAAAGAUUCAUCUUGUCCUCCAGAUUCUACAGAUGCAGAUAUCCCCAUUGAAAACAUAACUCCAGAUGAUGCAUGGAAUGCUUCAGAGGCCAGAGAGGGAGCUGUUGACUUGACAAAUCCCAAUCAGGCUAGACAGAUGCCAAAUUCAAAAGUAGUUGCUCAGCCUAGUACAACAUUACAGCACUUUCGUCAUAAACUUUCCAUAUCCAUUAAGAGAGUAAGCAAUGCUAGUUAUGUUGCUUGUGACUCCAGCCAUUCAGAUGGGGAAAGAACUGUCACACCAACUAGUAAUAGUGCUCAGGAAGAUAAGGAUAAGUCGCCAGUAUUGAAAAGUACAGCAGAAAAUACUGUGCUUGAAAGAACUACAGAUAAUUUGGAAGCAAACGAAUAUUCCAAAAUUUCAUUGCCAGAUACAAAUGUAUUUCAAGAAUUGGAAGAGGAAAAGAAAUAUUUGUCUGUGAUGGAAUGCCCUGAAAAUUAUAGCAAUGACAAUUUUUCAGCUAAUACAUACAGGAUGGAAACGCCUGAGCCAUCUCUUCCUGGGAGUGAUUCUCCUGGUAGUGAUGACCCAUGUAAUGGGGCCAUUCCAGAUUUUCCCAGUCGGGCUCCAAGUAUUGAGGAGAUGAGCCACACCAGUGCUUCCCUUCUCAUGAAGCUGAGCUGGCAAGAAGUGAAUCAUUGUAAUGUGUCUGACGGAAGAAUAAUGAAGAUUGGAGAUGUUGUAUGGGGCAAGAUUCACGGCUUUCCUUGGUGGCCAGCUAAGGUCAUUGCGAUACGAAUCUUGCGAGAAGUUAAUGGAGAGACCAAGUGGCAGCAGGCACAUGUCAGUUGGUAUGGUUCUUCCACUCAAUCACUUAUGCCUGCUGAUACGUUGCAGCCUUUUCUUCAGAUGUUUAAGGUUCGAUAUAAUAAAAGAAAGCGGGGACCUUACCGAGAAGCUAUCAAACAGGCGACGUGUGAGGCUGAACAGACAUCAGUUGAUCCUUUAAUGUCCCUUCAUAUUGACCACCAUCAGGGACACCUUCCUUUACAACACCAGUCUCAGGUCCAGCUCAGAACAAGUACUCAAGUAUUGAACCAGAAGUACUUAAAACCUUUGCAGUUAAACCAACAGUAUUUAGGUAAUCCACCUCAACAAAUUUCACCUCCAAUACAGCCACAUUCAGCACCAGUAAGUCAGCAACCUCAUCAGCUACAGCACCAACAGCCACAGAUGCAGCCACAGCAGCAGCAACAGCAACAGCAGCAGCAACAGAAGACCCCAGAAAAUCUACCUGUCCUUAGCGCCUCCCCACGUGAAGUAGAUGUUGUUAGCUGAGACAUAAAUAUGGAAAAAAUGAGGCUUGAUUUUGCCUCAGUUUUGGUUAUUGAAGCUGGACUUUAGCUUUAAAGAUUAGAGUUUCUUAUAAUAUAUAUAGAGAAAAUUUUAUCAGGGUAUUAUGUUUAAUGCAUUGUUCCUUACAAUGGUAUAUAUUUGUUCUGGUGCUUGUGAAGAGAGAAUUAGUACUGUACUUUACAGUUAAAACUGGGUUCAAUUCCACAUAGCUAAUGUAUUUUCAUUUCCUUCAUUGUUUUCCAUUACACAUUUUAAAAUUUAGGUAUAUCCAAAAGCUAUCCCUCAAAAGGAGGAAUUAUUGUUUUUUUUUUCUUGUUGAAAUAUUUUAUCUUUUAUUUUGCUACCUUUUUAUUCUGUAAAUUGUACUUAUGUACAGGAUACAGUAGAUAAAUAUUUUAUGAGGGUGCAAACACUCUCUAAUGGGGCAUAUCUCGAGUUAUGCCUCUUGUAUUAAAGUGUAAAUAAUUUUUCAUAUUAAACUUAAGUAUGGAAAAGAAUUUGUAUAAUGGCUUUCACGCAUAUAUAUUUAAUUUUCUUUUUCAGAUUUUAUCAGCUUUAAUUUACAGAAGUGAAUAAGUUUGCAUAGUUUGUCCUUGCAUUGUAUACAGUGAUAACAUUUCAGGAAGCAAUAGUUUUCCAUUGUUGAGGAUGAAGGUUUGGUCAUCUUGUUAACGGAGUCACUUUUUAUUUAUUUUUUUAAGACCUUUUUUUCCUUGUCCAGUUGGUAUAUUACUUGAGAGAGAAUUACCAUUGUUAUUUCAUAAAGCAUUGCCAUAUAUUUCUUCUGUAUAGUUAUGUUAGACUACAGGUACUUUCACUUUAGGCAGUUUUAAUGUUGUGCCAUCCAUAAAAUACAGUGCAGUUGUUUUGUACAUUAGAUAGUGCAAAAAAUACCUGUGUUAAUGAGUCAGAAGUGAUAUUUUUCUUAAUAUGACAGCGUUACCAUCCUGCAACCACAAACCAUUACUAUUUGCCCAUACUGUGAUCCUCUUUUAGAUUGUCCUCGGGUUAUACUCACAAAUAACAGUCUCGUGAAAAUUAGUCUUUAAUAUCAGCUCUGUGCAGUAUUUUUUCAAUAGUUCUAGUAUUUUUUCCCCUGUGUAUAGUUCUUACUGCUAACACAAACUAGGUCUUUUUACUCUUCAGAAAAUCAUUCUUGAAAAGAAUUGUUUGUAAAAAGUUUCUAAUUACAUUCACUUUAUUUCCUUACAUUAGGGAAAUUUUGGAAAAUAUACACUAUAGUUACAAAGUGAUGAUGAAAAUUUUGUCAUUGUAAGUUCAAAAAUUGUUUAAAUGAGUGUUACAUACUGUAACUGAAUAUUGUGAACAAGCCUGCAUUCCAGUGUCAUUUUUUUAAAUUGUGGUAGAAGCUUCAGUCAUGAAUGGAAGAUCUCUGAAACUUGCUGUGUGCAACCUGGUUUCCUUACUGUUCUGUGAAGUGUUGUCUCAAAGAAUGUGUCAAUUUUUUCUUAAUUUACCUCCAAUACCAAUUGCCUUAUUUCUGUCUGUUAGGCAUGCUAAUCUGCAAUAAUUGCAGAUAAAAUAUUACGUUACCUCAGAACACGGAGGAGUCAAAUUUCUAGUUGUGACAAAUUAUAUCAAGAGACAUGUUAAUGUUGAUCUGCGAUUAAUUUUUCAGUAUAGUUAUUCUUUGUAUAUUCAGUUCAGACAUACACACACUGACCUGUGUGGAUCUAUUGUGAGAGUAAUCCUGGCAUUAUUAGAUAACAUUUUAUCACAAAAUCUAAAAUGCUUAAAUUGAUGCCACAACUUACAUCCUGUAGAUGUGGGCAGCCUAAGUUGUCUUGUGUAUAUAGGCACAAUGAUAAAAGUGUAGUAGACAUUUUCAUAGUAAGCCGUAUUUUGAUAUUUUAGUUAUAAAGAUGGUGAAUGUGCAUUUGAUGGAAAUAAUGAACUGUCCUUCUAUAAGUGUAUCAUAUUUAAGUUGAAAUUGUGAAUGAUGUGAAAAUAGAAAAGGGGAUAAGUGAAUCAAGACCAAAAAGGUUUUCUCUUGUAGAGACUUGUAAAAAAACAAGCAAAGAAAAUAAACAUCCUGUAAGAAGGCAGUGAUAGAAGAUCAAGACAGAAACAUGCUCAAUUUUAAGCAAAAGACAAAGUUUAUUUGAAGAUAUAAAGGAAUAAAACUGAAAGCAAUAAAAGCAAUAAUUUCAAAAAUUUUUGAGGUUGCUAGUGAGAUACUGAGGCAGGUCAUUUUUACUUUUCUUUAGAAAAUAUGUGCUGUAAAAUAAUCCAGAGCUUGCAAACUCAUUCCUAGCUAUAAUCUUGGUACUAAAAGACUUUUGGAAUUACUGUAAGUCAUACGGUUAAAGGUUACUAAUGAUCAUCAGAGGCAAAAGACAGGUUGAUUCAUUCUUGUAUAAUGUCAAAUCAUGCACACAAUCAGGACCAAGCCCUCCUCUCGAACAGUAUAAGACAUUAGUACUUAACAGAAAUAUUGCCAAACAAAUAUCAUACAAGCACAUAUGAACAGAAAGGAAAAUUUUCUGCUUAUGGAUUUUUUUAUUAAGAGAACUAAGGUUGAAGAUUCUUUUUAAGAAGUGAGCAUAAAAAGUGAAACUUACAAAAAACUUUUAACAGGAGAUUGGAGAACCACUUCACGAAUAAGUUCUCAGUUGCUGAGAAAAUAAUUGAAGCCAUGGAACUAUUAGUUAGACUCUAAAGAUCCAUGGUCUGAAAGAUGGCUGUUCAUGAACUGAGUUUGGUUGUGGAUUAAUUUGAAUACCUUUCAAACCUACCUACUCUCAAUUUCCUUUCCAGCUACUAUAUCUCGGUGGCUUUGUGAGAAGUUGAGACUUAGCAUUAUUUAUUGUAUUGUCUUUUAAGAAGAAACAUAAUUGUUCUCUAGUAUGGCAGUCAGUUAAUGGUAUUUUUUGUAUAGGCUAUGAUGAACAGUAAAGAGGAAAGAAACUGGACGUAUAAAGUUUUGGCAAUAGAGAGGUUGGGAAAAGUAUUAGUAUGUUUGUGCCAAGCCUUUGGGACCAUGGAAUGUACAAGGAAAGGAAAAUUAGAAGCUCAUGAAUAGCCCAUAUACUAAAAAAGUAUUCCUGUGGUGUGAUUUCACGCUGUAUUCUGUUACUUCCAUACGUCAGUAUUGUGUUGGUUAAUAUGAAAAGGAAUUGUAAGGUCUGAAGAGGAUUAUAAUGCCAAUAAUACUGUACUGAUGAUACAUUAACAGAGGAAGAUUGAUAAACGAAGUGUCUUGAUAUACUAAGAAAAUGUAAGCAUAACUCGUAUCUUGUUUUAAUCCUUGGAUAUUGUAGAGAGUUGAAAUAACAAGAAAUGAGCAACAUAGGCAAAUGGGUAAGUAUUGUGCUGUGAUGCUGUGUGUUUAAACUCACGAGGUUUGUGGUAGUUGAGUUUUCUUUUAGAAACUUUUGAUUCGUGUAGUAGGAUUCAUUGAGUUUGGAAUCUAUCUGUAUGUAAUUUGGUCAAGGCAGUGAAGAAAUGCUGCACAAAUUUUGUUGAAUUUUUCCAGCAAUGUUUAUAAGUAGUUUGUGGGUGUUAUAGACCUUUUGCAAUACAAGAGGCCCGUAAACAAAGGAUACUAGGAAGAAGUCUUAAUUUUAGCUUGAUGUACAGAAAUGAGACAAAUUUUCCCACUUCAUGUUGUCCUCCUCUUUACACUUUUUAGGCAUUCUCUCUUGCUCUCUUUUCUGAAAGUAAUGAUUCAUGUGUUGCUCUCUUUUCUGAAAGUAAAGAUUCAUGUGUUGCUCUUUUCUUAAAGUAAGAAUUCAUAUGAAUAUGAGCUAGUGAGUCGUUAAAAUAUUAUUGCAGUUAUUUUGAUAUCAAAGUUAGUUUUCUGAGGAUCAAGCAAAAUGCCAAGUGUAAUUUUGAGUAUGAAAUCUGUGUUUAGAAGCCUAUUUACCCUUUGUAACUUUUCUGAAUAAAUAGUGGUCCAGAUAAAAUGAGGUAUUUGGGUUGGCUAAUCUUGAAUCUGAAUGCAGAAUUGUUAAGACAGUGAAAUUUGUAUGUUCAGAAGGAAACAUUUGUGUUCAAACAUGAAUAUUUUGAAGUAUGUAGAAGAGCUGAUAUAUAGGAUACUAAAAAAAACGGCCUUCAUUUUUCAAGUUUCUUAAUUUAAUUACAUAUGCUUAACCAAGUAGUAGUGAGAUAUGAAGUUACUUAUAAGCAAGAAUGGGGAGAAGUAUUAUGAGAGAUGGAAGGUCUUUAUUGUCAUCUUUGUUAGCAUUAGGUAGAACAUGGCCGUGAAUGAUGUUACAGUAUAUGAAAUUAAAUGCUGUGUCCCGGACCUUAUCGGCCUUUGUGAAGUUGUAAAGUGAGGUUUGAAUCCAAACACUUGUUCUUUGUAUAGUAAAUAUUACAAUACAUAACUAACAACAAUAUUUUGAACUUUAGAUAUGAGUGCAAUGCAUGUUCAGGCGAAAGUCAUCAUUAUCAUUUAGUACCUUCAUGUUUACCUUACACAGUACCCUUUGCUAGAUAUGAGCACAAUGCAUGUUCAGGCGGAAGUCAUCAUUAUCAUUUAGUACCUUUGUGUUCACCUUACACAGUACCCUUCGCAAGAUAUGAACACAAUGCAUGUUCAGGCGGAAGUCAUCAUUAUCAUUUAGUACCUUCGUGUUUACCUUACACAAUACCCUUUGCCUAAAGGACAGCAUUUCAUCAAUUUUUUUUAACGAUAAACUACAUUUGUCUUUCAAAUUUAUAUACUUUCUUCAAUUUUAGUUAAAAGAAAAAAGAUAACUAGAAGUAGAGCAUUGCAACAGUCAAAAGCCACCCAAAACACACAAAUUAAAAAUUUGGUGGUUGUUUAAGGACUGCACUGUGUUGGUAAUGCCUUAAAAUGGAGGUUUUGUCUGCGGUGGCUUACUGCUACAUAACGCUUGUUGUAGUAGAUGAGUGAACACUAUCUUACCUUGUUUAAUUAGUAUUCAGGUAUUACCCAUAAGUUAUUUAUCUUAUGCUGAGAACAUGGUAUCUUAUUUCUGUAUUUGUACUGCCUAGUCUGAAUUUCAAAAGGUAAAAAUUUAGUAGGUAUCUAUGAUACCAAAUAAACAAAAUUUGUUUUGAGUCCUUUACACAAUAUUUUUAUGAAAAAUGGAUGCUUUGCAGUCUGCAGUAUGUUAAAAAAACAUGAGUGAAUAUCUGAUUUUAAAAAACAGCAAAAAAUUUGUUCUUAUAUUCUCUGUUGAUUUUUGUACUAAGGCAUUUAUUUAAUUAAUUUUAUGUUGAAAAUUUUUUUAUUUGUACUUAGGCAUAUAUUUUAUUAAUUUUAUUGAAAAUGUUUGAAUUUUUAUAUUACGCACAACCAUAACUUUAUAUAAGCUAGGCUUGUAUGAAAUUGUGCAUUUGACAUGCUACUGUGCAUGAAUGUCGUUAGUAUGUAGCAUUACCAAGCGUGGCUAAUAAUAUAAUAGUAGUAAUAUUCAGGUAAAUACCAUCUGGACUUGGGCUGUGUAGAAUGCCUAUAGUCUACAGUAAUAUAUCUAAAGGAGACCUAAUGUAUCCAAUAUGCCAUUAAAUAUGGUAGUUUAACUAGUCCACUGCUAGACAAGCUAUGAUAAUGAUAAUGAGAUGACGUAGUAAAUUAAAGGAAAAAUCUGGAGCAUGGAAAAGUGAAGUUGACGAGUCAAGUUUUGAUGAUUACAAAGAGGACAAACAAAAAGUCAGUAAAAAUUGUACUGUAUCUAGUGCAGGUUGGUAACUGUCUCAUAUUAUGUGAAAUUUGACGAGUUAUUUCAGGAGAAAUGAGUUGAUGAUUAGAAUGUCAAGUUAUGGGUGGCAUAACUCGAUUUUCUUUGUAACUUAGAUUGUAAUAAUUAUUCUCGAUGUGCAUCUUGACAGAAAAUAAGAUGUUUAACCAUGGUCAGUUCUAUGUUUCUUCAGCUCUUGUAACAGUUACACUAUAUUAUGUAUAUAUAAAAUGCUAGUGUACCUCAGCAUAAUAUCUAGGACUAUUGCUCAAAGUUUCAUGUGUGUGUGACCAAUGAAUACUUGUGUAAGUUCCCAUAACAAUGUUUUGCAUUUUAUUCUUCCAUCUUAGUUGAACAUACUGUAUAAUAUUGCAUGUGCUGUUCAUUUAUCUUUUCCUUUUCUUUUUCUGUGUCAAAACUACUGAGUUUCCUUGUAAGGUUUCUUACAUUCUUUAUUUUGUUACCAACCUGUAGAAUAAAUCCAUUUUAUAGAACUGGAUUGUACAUUAAUUGUACCCAUGGAUAAUGUUUAUUUAGUAAUGUAUGGAGACUUAAGUACUGUUACUGUACAUCUAUCAACUCCGUAAUGUUUUCUUGAGGGCAUUACUUCAUAGAACUUUCGGGGUAAGGAUAGGAACUGUAUCUGCAGCUGGAUGCAUCAUACAUAUUUAUAACACUUGACCAUGAUUGCACCGCAUGAUUUAAUUCAUGAAAAUUUAUCAUUAUCUGUGAUUAAACAUUAAAAUUAAAUUUCAUUCAUCUAUUUUUGUUAUGGACAAGUAGUCACUUAUAGAUGUGUAUAUUCAUACAUAAAUAUUAUAUACCUUAUAUAUAGACUGACAAUUGCUAUCCAAUAAACUUUUUUAGUACAUGUUAUGCAUAUGAAUGUUUUUUGUACAAGAUUUAAUAAGUAACUCUUUGCUAUUACUGAAAUUGAAUUUGUGGAACUUUAGUUUUUUUUAUUUCUCCAAAUGAUUGACAUCUAAGCUGUUCAAAUAUUAUGGAUUGGCCAUUCUAUAGAAGUCUGAAAUAAAAUUUAGUACGAAGUGUACUAGAUCUGCCAAAA